AGAAAAUGGCGAUUUCGACGAAGUUGUGUACAUUUCAUCGUCAGUUAUUUCGCGGAGUGUUUCCUGAUAAGACACCAUAGUGCGUAUAUAUUAUUGAUAUUUGAGGAAAAUCAAACAACAUCUGUUAAAAUGAGUGAAUCUUGUGCAACAUUUGAGGACAUAAAAACUGAUAUAAAAGUGAAUGAAACAAUUCCAAGUGGCGACGUCGUCCAAGAGAAAGAUGCGCGCGCCUCUUUAAAAACCGAACAUCGACCGAAGCUAAACGAUGGAGAAAUUCCUCCCAAGAAAAGAAAAACGAGACGCGGGAAAUCCAAACGUAGACAACAGUUUAUUAAAAACAGUCGAAAGUCCAAUAAGCUGAUAAAACCUGAAGCUCCUCAUAACAGUAAUCAGUUUCUUCUCGAAGAUCAUGGGCUUAUCGAAGAUUUAGAUGAAAACUUGAAAUCAUUCGAUCAAGUUUCAACAUCAACACUUGGCAGAACUAGAGACUCGAGUUUUAGUGUUGAUUCAGAUGGAGAAUUUUAUUCUUCACCAGACGAUGAGGAACAAUUCUUAAUUAAAGACUUUGAUGAUCAAUAUGAAAGCCUUCAUGCCGAAAGAUUACAAGCCAUGUCGAAAACUCAGUUAAUAGAAGAAUACAUUAUGCUCGAAAAUAAAUUAGAACAGCUGUCAAAGCGUUUACAAAAGAAUAAAGACAAGGAGGAUGAAGAAUCUGAAGAUAACAUACCAGAGCUGAAGAGAGAAGUAGAAAGGCUGAUGAUUGAAAAUGAACGUUUGCGGAGAGAGAACGAUGUACUACGUAGUAAAGUAAAUGCUUCAGAUUCCGAGGAUUCUGAAACGGACUCCAGUGAUUCUUGUAGCAGUUCAUCAAGCAGUAGUAGCAGCAGCGCUUCCAGCAGAUCUGGCAGUCCAAUUUCCACGAUAGAUUAUAGUCAGACUAAUGGACGUGCCUCCACAUCCCCUACAAGUGUCGAUCCGGUGUAGUGACGGAACAAAAACUAAACUUUUCUUAGUGUUAUUAAUUCACUUCUUAGAGUUUGAAUAAUUAGAUCACCAGUGAAAUAAAAGUGUUGAAUAUAUCCCUAGCAUUAGUUUUUUUACAAAAAGGUCAAUUUUACUAUCUUCAUUUUGUUAAAUUUAAUUAUUUCCUGUGUAAGAAUUGUUCAACACGAAACAUACCCAAUAUCAACCGGCUAUUUUAAUGUAUCAGUAUUUUCGCUUUUUUAAUUAUCAGUGUGCAUUAGGAUUUCACAUUUUACUUAGUUUAAAUAAUACAAGAAUAGCAGUGAUUGAAAUGUAUAAAUAAUCAGAAACUUAUCUGACAAUUUCAUUAAUUAUGUAUUUUUUUAUUGGGUAUGAAUAACUGUAAUACUUACGAAACAUUUAUAGACUGCUCUUCUUGUACCAUGUAAUAAUGUAAGUACAAUUUUUUCGAAAAUGCGUUGCUUUUUUUUGGAUGUUAAGUAUAUGUGCAUGUUUUUAUAUAAGUAAAUAUUUUGUAGAUAUAUAUGAAAGUUUAUCGUAGUUAUAAUUUAUUAUAAUAAAAUUUAAAUAGAAUAAUUUUAAAUCUA
Molecule: messenger RNA, 1571 nt
Organism: Anoplophora glabripennis (Asian longhorned beetle)
Lineage: Eukaryota; Metazoa; Arthropoda; Insecta; Coleoptera; Cerambycidae
Gene: Hexim
Product: protein HEXIM2
Exons: 1
Coding region: 130-984 (284 amino acids)
Biological process (GO): negative regulation of cyclin-dependent protein serine/threonine kinase activity; negative regulation of transcription by RNA polymerase II
Cellular component (GO): cytoplasm; nucleoplasm; nucleus
Molecular function (GO): 7SK snRNA binding; cyclin-dependent protein serine/threonine kinase inhibitor activity
Source: RefSeq, a predicted model, not a curated record